This is a messenger RNA of Schistosoma intercalatum, 2060 nucleotides long. The record is from the annotation of a GenBank genome assembly. Lineage: Eukaryota; Metazoa; Platyhelminthes; Trematoda; Strigeidida; Schistosomatidae.
GAUUAACACAGGUCCACUAACCUACUAUCUUUUUACAAAUCACUGAAGUCUGGAGUUACAGGCGGAGGGUAUUUGUCCUCAAGGUCAUUUGGCCAGAUUGUCCAUGUGGUUGUCAUUUCGCUACUUUCAGGCGUUUAUGUCGCACUAGCUGUCAGUUCAGUUCAUUUCAAUUCGUAGCAUGAAAAACAAUUUGAGUAUUUUUUACACGGAAGCUGCUUAUUUAGUUUGUCUAGUCAAAGGACAAGUUUGUCGAUUGAAAACUGGUUUGUAUACUAAUAAAUUUACAAGCAAUUUACGAAAAAUCUAUGCAUUAGCAUCAAAAACUCUUAGUUCCUAUGGUAUAUUACUUCAAACUCUUAAAAAAGCCAAUCUUCAACCAACAACUAAAAUUAUCCAUUUAUCUUCAAAAAACAAUCCUAACAAUAAUAAUAAUGAUGAUAAUAAUGUACAUGCUUGUGUUCAUUGUUAUUUGAUUGUUUUAAUUCAUGAUUUAUUAAAAGAAAAGAAAAUAUCUCAUCAUUAUCUACUUUCACAAAUUCAUGAAUUAACUAAAGAUUCUUUAGCUGUAAAAAAACUUCGUCAUGCUUAUCAAUCAGUUGAUAAAUCAUUCAAAUUACAAACUGAAAAUCAAAGACAAAAUAAAGGAUUACUUCCAUGUUAUGCUCGUGUCAAUUUCUUGAAAACUACACUAGCUGAUGUUAUUGAAAAGCUUGAAACUUGUGGACUUAAACAUGUGGAAUAUAAUCGAUCAGAAACUUCUUAUCGAAAAUUUCGUAAAAAAGUUUGUAAACUUGAUCGUGGUGAAUUCAUGUUGGAUUAUCAUCUCCCACAUCUACUGUUAGUAUUUCCCUCUGGUACUGCUUUACAUGAUUUAGAAUUGUACAAAUCUAGAUCUCUACUUAUUCAAGACAAGGCCAGUUGUUUCAGUCCGGAGAUUCUUCAACCAGAUCCAAAUUCAGAUGUUUUAGAUGCUUGUGCUGCUCCAGGAAAUAAAACAUUACAAUUAGUUUCUAUGUUGUCCAAUAAAUCUACCAUUUUCGCUGUAGAUCGUGAUCCAAACAGAUUUCGACGUUUUACUGAAAAUCUAAUUGUCAAUGGAGUAGAACGAUUGUCAAUAAUGGAUUGGUCUAAUUCUAAUAAACAAAAUAAUAAACAUAGAAAAUUUGUUCAAAGUUCACAACCAUCGGUUGAAGCGUAUUGUUCAGAUUUCUUAUCUAUAGAUCCAUAUAAUCCAAAAUUUUCCAAUGUUCAAUCAAUUCUUCUUGAUCCUUCUUGUAGUGGUUCUGGUUUAUCAAUUCGUCAACCAGAUGGUGGUGAACAAUAUGAAAAAUGCACAUAUAAAGAUAGUAAUAAUUAUACAGAUGAAUAUAAUGAAGAAUAUACAUCUCGUUUAAAACGAUUAUCGAAUCUUCAAGCUAUGUUAUUAAAACAUGCAUUAAAGUUUCCAAAUGUUCAACGUGUUGUCUAUUCAACUUGUUCAAUACACCCUGAAGAAAAUGAAGCAGUCGUACGUGAAAUUGUUGAUUAUGCAUCAGAUAAAUUUUAUUUAGAAACAAUUUGGCCAUAUAUUGCAUCAUCUUCUAAUUCUAUCAAUCAACCAAUAUGGAAACAUCGUGGUCUAUCUGAUAUAUAUCAAUGUGAAUCAUGUAUACGUUCAUCUGAAAAAGAUUUAACAAAUGGAUUUUUUGUUGCUUUAUUUAUAAAAUAUCAAUCAAAUAAUUCAUUGAAUGUUACAUCACCACCACCACCACCAUCAUCAUCAUCACCACCACCACCAUCAAUUAUGACUACUGAAUUAGGCGUACCUGGUAACUCAUCGUUGACAUCCAAUAAUAAUACACCAACUUCCAUUGUUGUUAAUUGUAAUAAUAAUGAAAAUAUUAAUUUGGAAAAACAAGAAUUAUUCACUUUUAAAAUACGAAAAAAAUGUAGAACUAAUCUUUAAGUGAUUACAUUUCUGUCAUAAAAUUGUAUUAUAUUUUGUAAAUUAGUAACUAUGACUAUAAUGUUGUAAUCUUAUAAUGUUUAAUUAAAGAAAAGAAAAGAACAUAUAAAUAGAC